Messenger RNA from Pelobates cultripes (western spadefoot toad), 558 nucleotides. The record is from the annotation of a GenBank genome assembly. NCBI's taxonomy places the organism in Eukaryota, Metazoa, Chordata, Amphibia, Anura, Pelobatidae.
AUGUCCGAUGGAAUAUCCUCCAGCGACAAGAUCUCGGCUGAUGGGGAGGACUAUUACACUAAAGUGCCUACCAGACCUGUUCCCCCAAAACCCUCACCGGCUGCAAAGCCUCCUGUCACAGAGGACAUCCUGCGGAGCCUAUUAGAUGAGUUACGCCGGAACAUUGCAACCGACAUCGGGCAGUUCCGGGAGGAAAUCAAUGGUGUAUCGGCACGCCGGCAACACACUGAACUGAACUCCGCGGAUCACGAGAACCGCAUACAAACACUAGAGAGACAGAUGGCUGCCUUACAACGUGACCAGACACAAGCUAAAGAAGAUCUGGCAGUAAUGGAAGACAGAAGGCGCUGGAAGAAUAUUAAAAUCAGAGGCCUGCCUGACACACUAGCACCUGCAGAGCUUCCGCACCUAUUUCGCAGGAUGCUCACUGCUUUAUUUCCCGCCAAACAAGCCAAGGCGAUGCCUCUGGAUGGAUGGUACAGAAUCCCUAAACCAACCGCAAGCACCCAGAGUGCCAGCAGGAACACCGUCAUCCGCUUCCAGCAGAGCCAGGACUGA